Messenger RNA from Lathyrus oleraceus (garden pea), 1203 nucleotides. RefSeq names its product phosphatidylinositol/phosphatidylcholine transfer protein SFH8. The coding region runs from base 1 to 1203 and encodes 400 amino acids. The record is from RefSeq and is a predicted model, not a curated record. Lineage: Eukaryota; Viridiplantae; Streptophyta; Magnoliopsida; Fabales; Fabaceae. The transcript is spliced from 12 exons.
AUGGAAAAUUGCAAAGAGAUUGCUACUUCAAUGGGUUCGGGAACUUAUGUUGAUCAAUAUGAAUAUGGUGUCCCCAUUGAUAUAACAAAAUAUCAAGAUGGAUACCCAUUUGAACCCCCGAAGAUGAAGUUUACAACCAAAGUCUGGUAUGGAUAUGUUGUUUCUGUUCUCUAUCUUGUUGGAUUACUUAACAUAGUGGUUAAGUUUUACAUGAGUAUGACGGUAGAGCACCCAAACAUCAGCAGCCAAAGUGGGGCUAUUUGCCUGGACAUCUUGAAAGAUCAGUGGAGCCCAGCACUGACUCUGAAGACUGCACUGCUUUCUGUGCAAGCACUUCUUUCUGCUCCUCAGCCUGAUGAUCCUCAAGAUGCUGUUGUGGCACAGCAGGGGCUUAAGAAUUUUACUAAGUCAGCCCGGGAUCUCGUCAUGCGAUUGCAGAAGGUCGACGGUGACAAUUACCCUGAGACACUCUGCCAAAUGUUUAUUAUAAAUGCCGGCACUGGAUUUAGAUUGUUGUGGAGCACUAUCAAGUCUUUUCUUGAUCCCAAAACAACUUCAAAGAUCCAUUUUCUUGGAAACAAGUAUCAAAGCAAACUACUCGAAGUAAUUGAUGCCAGUGAGUUGCCAGAAUUUCUUGGAGGUACCUGCUCAUGUGCAGAUGAGGGAGGCUGCCUUAGAUCUGAUAAAGGGCCAUGGAAAAAUCCUGAAAUAUUGAAGAUGGUUCUCAAUGGUGAACCACGCCGGGCAAGGCAAGUAGUAAAGGUUCUCAACAGCGAUGGGAAGGUUAUUGCAUAUGCAAAGCCUCGAUACCCAAUGGUAAAAGGAAGCGAUACAUCUACUGCUGAAUCAGGGUCAGAAGCUGAAGAUAUAGCUUCUCCAAAAGCAAGGAAGAGCUAUUCGAACCUUAGGUUGACCCCUGUUCGUGAGGAAGCUAAGGUGGUAGGAAAGACAAGCUUUGCUAAUAACUUGUCCGGGUAUGAUGAAUACGUUCCAAUGUUAGACAAACCUGUUGAUGCUGAAUGGAAGAGGCAGCAAAGAUUAACAAUGAUUUUCAAUACAGGAACACGUCCUCUUCCUGACAUUCAGAAUACUCCAGAAGGGGUUAAAGCUCGGAUUUGGGUAGCACUGACUGCCUUUUUCUUGAUGAUGAAUAUAUUUAUGGCGAAGAUUGAUAAGAGAGAAUUUAAGCAUAGUUUACUAUAA